Molecule: messenger RNA, 3957 nt
Organism: Labeo rohita (rohu)
Lineage: Eukaryota; Metazoa; Chordata; Actinopteri; Cypriniformes; Cyprinidae
Gene: ctr9
Product: CTR9 homolog, Paf1/RNA polymerase II complex component
Exons: 23
Coding region: 123-3626 (1167 amino acids)
Biological process (GO): regulation of DNA-templated transcription
Cellular component (GO): Cdc73/Paf1 complex
Molecular function (GO): RNA polymerase II complex binding
Source: RefSeq, a predicted model, not a curated record
AGUGUAGUGUAUUUUGUUGUUCAGGUUCAGUUGGUGAGUGUGUGGGGCUGCUGAUCACCAUUGGAUGCGGACAAGUACAAACCAAAAACUGCGAUAUUGGGUUUUUGGCUUGAGUCGCAACCAUGUCUCGGGGAUCCAUUGAAAUCCCUCUGCGGGACACAGAUGAGGUUAUUGAGCUUGACUUUGACCAGCUUCCAGAGGGAGAUGAAGUCAUCAGUAUCCUCAAACAGGAACACACACAGCUGCACAUAUGGAUUGCACUGGCUUUGGAGUACUACAAACAAGGCAAGACAGAAGAUUUUGUCAAGUUGCUGGAGGCGGCACGCAUUGAUGGAAACCUCGAUUACAGAGAUCAUGAGAAGGACCAGAUGACCUGUUUGGACACACUAGCAGCUUAUUAUGUCCAGCAGGCUCGAAAAGAGAAGAAUAAAGAUGCAAAGAAGGACCUCAUCAACCAGUCCACUCUUCUGUACACCAUGGCAGACAAGAUUAUCAUGUAUGAUCAGAACCAUCUGCUGGGAAGAGCUUGCUUUUGUCUCUUGGAAGGAGAUAAGAUGGAUCAGGCAGAUGCUCAGUUUCAGUUUGUGCUUAACCAGUCAACAAACAACAUCCCUGCACUCCUGGGUAAGGCGUGUAUCUCCUUCAACAAAAAGGACUACAGAGGAGCUCUAGCCUACUACAAAAAAGCUCUUCGCACUAAUCCUGGCUGUCCAGCUGAGGUGAGACUAGGAAUGGGCCACUGCUUUGUCAAGUUAAACAAACUGGAGAAAGCUCGCUUAGCAUUUGGCAGAGCUCUUGAGCUCAACUCCAAAUGUGUGGGAGCUUUGGUGGGUUUGGCUGUUCUGGAGCUCAACAACAAAGAGGCCGACUCCAUCAAGAACGGUGUGCAGCUGCUUUCCAGAGCCUACACCAUUGACCCCAGCAACCCUAUGGUGCUCAAUCACCUCGCCAAUCAUUUCUUCUUCAAAAAGGACUACAGCAAAGUGCAGCAUCUGGCUCUUCAUGCUUUUCACAACACAGAGGUGGAGGCUAUGCAAGCAGAGAGCUGCUAUCAGUUAGCUCGUUCCUUCCACGUCCAGGAGGACUAUGACCAGGCCUUCCAGUACUACUAUCAGGCCACUCAGUUUGCUUCGUCUACUUUUGUACUGCCCUUCUUCGGCCUGGGCCAGAUGUAUGUAUAUCGUAGAGACAAGGAGAAUGCUGCGCAGUGCUUUGAAAAGGUCCUGAAAGCUUAUCCCAACAAUUAUGAAACCAUGAAGAUCCUUGGAUCACUCUAUGCCACAUCAGAUGACCAGGAGAAGAGAGACAUUGCUAAAGAACAUCUGAAAAAAGUCACAGUACAAUAUUCCGAUGAUGUGGAAGCCUGGAUUGAGCUCGCCCAAAUUUUGGAACAAACAGACAUUCAGGGUGCUCUUUCAGCUUAUGGCACCGCCACUCGUAUCCUCCAGGAGAAGGUCCAAGCUGAUGUUCCCCCUGAGAUCCUCAAUAAUUUGGGAGCUUUACAUUUCAGAUUGGGAAACCUUGGCGAGGCCAAGAAAUAUUUCCUGGCUUCUUUGGAGAGAGCAAAAGCUGAGGGCGAGCAUGAUGAGCAUUACUACAACGCCAUCUCCGUCACAACCUCCUAUAACCUGGCCAGACUGUAUGAAGCCAUGUGCGAGUUCCACGAGGCUGAGAAACUCUACAAGAACAUCUUGAGAGAGCAUCCCAACUAUGUGGACUGUUACUUGCGUCUUGGAGCGAUGGCACGUGACAAAGGAAAUUUCUACGAAGCUUCCGACUGGUUUAAAGAAGCUCUUCAGAUCAAUCAGGACCACCCUGACGCCUGGUCUCUGAUUGGUAACCUUCACUUGGCAAAGCAAGAGUGGGGUCCUGGGCAGAAGAAGUUUGAACGCAUCCUUAAACAGCCCUCCACUCAGAACGACACCUACUCUAUGCUGGCGCUGGGCAAUGUAUGGCUACAGACGCUGCAUCAACCCACUAGAGACAGAGAAAAGGAAAAGCGUCACCAGGAUCGAGCUUUGGCGAUCUACAAACAAGUUCUGAGGAAUGAUUCCAAAAAUCUGUAUGCUGCCAAUGGCAUAGGUGCUGUGUUGGCACAUAAGGGUUAUUUCCGAGAGGCACGAGAUGUUUUUGCCCAGGUCAGAGAGGCAACGGCAGAGAUCAGUGAUGUCUGGCUGAAUCUCGCACACAUCUAUGUGGAGCAGAAGCAGUACAUCAGUGCUGUGCAGAUGUAUGAAAACUGCUUGAAGAAAUUCUACAAAUAUCAGAACACAGAGGUACUGCUCUAUCUGGCCCGAGCGCUCUUCAAAUGUGGCAAGCUGCAGGAGUGCAAACAGACUCUUCUGAGGGCUCGGCACGUGGCACCCAAUGACACAGUGCUGAUGUUUAAUGUGGCGCUGGUGCUGCAGAGAUUGGCCACGCUGGUGCUGAAGGAUGAGAAGAGUAAUCUGAAAGCUGUAUUGAGUGCAGUGAAAGAGCUGGAGUUGGCUCACAGGUACUUCAGCUAUCUCAGUAAGGCUGGAGACAAAAUGAGAUUCGACCUAGCGCUGGCCGCAAGCGAAGCCAGGCAGUGUUCCGAUUUGCUAAGCCAGGCUCAAUACCAUGUGGCCCGAGCUCGUAAACAAGAUGAGGAGGAGAAGGAGCACCGCGCCAAACAGGAGCAGGAGAGAGACCUACUGCGGCAGCAGAUGCUGAAAGAACAGGAGGAGAGGAAGAGCAAAGAGGCCGAGGAGCAGAAGAAGCUGCUUGAGCAGAGAGCCCAAUAUGUGGAGAAGACCAAGAACCUGCUCAACUUCUCAGAGGCAAUGAAAGCAGCAGCAAAGGAGAAGAAGAAAGCAAGCAGUGGACGGCGCAAGAAAGGAGGUGACUUUGAUGACUUUGUCAAUGACGACUCUGAUGAGGAUCUGCCAAUCAAGAAAAAGAAGAAGAAGAAAUCUGGGAGUGGCAGUGAAGUUGAGGAUGAAGGGGAGGACGGAGAGAAGAAACCCCGUAAAAAGAGGAAAAGACCAGCUAAAAGAGAAGAUGAAGGUUCAGAUGAUGAGGAAGGAGGCUCAAGGCCUAAAAAGCAGCGCAAGCCCAGAGACCGCAAGAAGAUUGAAAAGCCCAAGCCAGAGCGCAUGCCGCCGUCUCUUAAAGGGAAGAUCAAGUCCAAGGCAAUCAUUUCAUCUUCUGAUUCUUCCUCUGAUGAGGAUGGUCUAAAAAUAGCAGAAGACAGAAACCCCAGGGACAGCGGCUCUGGCUCAGACGACGACGACAACCACCACAACGAAAGGCACAGGAAGCGUAUUGCUUCUGACAGCGAUUCCAACGAGGAGCGCAAUCAAUCGGGCAGUGAGCCAGGCAGCCCUCAACGCUCCGGGAACUCAGACGAGGAUGAGUCUGGCAGCGAACGCCCGGUGAAAAGGAGGAGACCACAGCAGCAGUCCGACUCUGAGCAGUCAGACAACGAGAGCAAAAAGAGCCGCUCCGAAGGGUCUGACGAUGAAUCUCCACCUGGAUCUCCAGCCGCCGCUUCAGAUCGAGGCUCAGAGAACGAAGGCUCUCCGCAGAGGUCCGAUAACGACUCUGAGCCGGAGGGGUCCAACAAUGAAGCCUCCAACAGAGGAUCUGAUGAUGACAGUGACUAAAUUUACUGACCGUUGGUCUGUUGAGGAAAAAAGAAAAGCCUUUGUUCUUGUAAUGUUCAGAUCAUAGUAUGUAGUUAUGUCUUCCUGGAUAAUGUUUUUCAGAUUUUACACAAUGUUUUUUUUUGUUUUAUUUUUCAGAAAUGAGAACGGUGUUUUCUGUUCAGCCUUUUGAGUAAGAAAUGUUCAAAACCUCUUUGGCAGACGCUUUUUGUUGAGCAUUACAGCUAAUAUUCAGUGCUCUAUAGUCUAAAAGGACAAUCACAUGUUGUGAUUAAGAGUUGGUGUACAAUAUGAAAUACCUUUGAAUAAAAAGCAUUUUGAAACUUUUCUA